CUUUUCAUUAAAGACGCCCAUCCUCAAAUGUGGUCGCUAUCGGACAACGGGACUACUGUCCGAUAUUCGUGAAGGUUACACAAUCAGUGAAUCAGAUUUUAGGUCAGCGGUUUUCCAAAAUCAAGAUGGCGGCCAGAUUACGAAGUUCCGCGAGGUUCUUGCGCCAUGUUCGGGGUUUCCAUACAAGCUGCGUCAGGCGCUUCCUGGUACCAAUGGUCAUUGAGUCAACGGGCCGCGGUGAGAGAGCAUAUGAUAUCUUUUCACGUCUUCUGAAAGAAAGGAUUGUCUGUGUCAUGGGACCAGUGACAGAUGAGACAUCAAGUCUAGUGAUAGCCCAAUUGCUGUUUCUCCAGUCAGAGAGUAGUAAACUUCCAAUCCACAUGUAUAUCAAUAGCCCUGGUGGGACAGUUACCUCAGGAUUAGGAAUAUAUGACACCAUGCAGUACAUUCAGCCUCCAAUCUCCACAUGGUGUGUGGGCCAGGCAUGUAGUAUGGGCUCUCUUCUCUUAGCCGCAGGAAGCCCAGGGUUGCGUCACGCCCUACCCCAUUCACGGAUCAUGGUUCACCAGCCCCAUGGAGGAGCAAGUGGUCAAGCGACUGACAUUGCCAUCCAAGCUGAAGAAAUCUUAAAGCUAAAAAGGGUCUUGAAUGGAAUCUAUGUGAAACAUACUGGGAAGGAUAUGGAAACUAUAGAACAAGCUUUGGAAAGAGAUAAAUUUAUGUCCCCAGAGGAGGCAAAAGAAUUUGGAUUGAUUGACCGUGUACUAGCCCAUCCUCCCACCAACGAAGAGCUAAAAAAGACUACUAAAUGAUGUGAUUAAGAGAUCAAGCUCAAUGUAUUUUGCAAUCAUAAAAAUAUUCUUACAUUUUGUACAAAGUACCUUUUUCUAGUUAAUUGGCUAUGGUAUUGUAUGAGGUAAUGGUAUGCUCAACUCUAUCAUUGUACAUGACACUGUGUUGAUGAGAUCAAACCUGAUGUCAUGGAAUCUAUGACAAACUCAGACGUCAAGGUUGCCUAGAGGGUAUUUUACUUCAGAAGUCUAUUAUCAGCCUAUCCUAGAUAGCAUUUAACCCCUGAGAAGGCUAUCAUGAGCUCUCUCAUGUACAGUGUCCAUAAUAUUCCUGGUUCCAUUGUUCCAAUAAAUUUAAGUUAUGGUGCUUCAUAA
Molecule: messenger RNA, 1166 nt
Organism: Nematostella vectensis (starlet sea anemone)
Lineage: Eukaryota; Metazoa; Cnidaria; Anthozoa; Actiniaria; Edwardsiidae
Product: ATP-dependent Clp protease proteolytic subunit, mitochondrial
Exons: 7
Coding region: 126-812 (228 amino acids)
Biological process (GO): protein quality control for misfolded or incompletely synthesized proteins
Cellular component (GO): endopeptidase Clp complex
Molecular function (GO): ATPase binding; serine-type endopeptidase activity; ATP-dependent peptidase activity
Source: RefSeq, a predicted model, not a curated record